This is a messenger RNA of Filobasidium floriforme, 2482 nucleotides long. RefSeq names its product amino acid permease-domain-containing protein. NCBI's taxonomy places the organism in Eukaryota, Fungi, Basidiomycota, Tremellomycetes, Filobasidiales, Filobasidiaceae. Gene Ontology annotation, cellular component: membrane. Gene Ontology annotation, biological process: transmembrane transport. The record is from RefSeq and is a predicted model, not a curated record. Gene Ontology annotation, molecular function: transmembrane transporter activity. The transcript has 18 exons. The coding region runs from base 42 to 2384 and encodes 780 amino acids.
CUUCAGACUAGACAGCUGCCAGUUUCCUGGUUCUUGCAGCUAUGGAUCUCCCUGACAAGGCUCGAACGCCAUCCAAGACCCCUUCAAAGAAACGGGAACGCAUGGUCUCGUUUCCCAGUAGCCAGGACACACCUACCAAGAGUCGGAGAGGCGAUACCGAUCUAUAUGGGAGGUCUCGGACCAAAUCGCAGAUGAGCGAAGUCGUAGGAGAGGACAUGGCAGCUCCGCUCCAGGGCGAUCUUUCUUUCUCCAUGCCUCAUUUUGGGCCUGACGAGGAUACCGACGAGGAGUCUUCUGAGAACCAAGCGGGAACUUCGAAAUCUAAAGAGGAAGAUGAGGAUGCGGUCGAGAUGACCUACAUGACGCCUCGAAGGCGAAAAAAUGCUGCUGGCUCGAGUAAACCGAUAGACAAGGGCGUUGUAGAGCAGUAUGAACCGCCAAGUUUUGCUCGAUCAGAAUUCGAAACGAUCGUUAGGAGACUGAGGAACCGGAAUACGACCAAGAAACCGACCACGCACAGACCCAGGUUUAGGAACAUGAGCUAUGAUUGGCAAUUCGCCGGUUGGGGGUCUAUGAGCUAUUUAGAUCUGACCCCUGAGGACCUGCAGCAGGCCAGAAGCAAGCUGGAGAAGCGCAACGAUAAGCCGAAACUCGAUCAGUAUCGAGCGACGUCGAUCGCAGGGAAUGCCGUGUGGGGGUCGGUCUUCUACUCACUCCCAGCGAUAGCAGCAGUAGCGGAUGUAUACUCGCCGAUCUGUAUGCUGGUUGCGUGUAGCAUCUUGUUCCUCCUCAAACCGAUCCUCCUCGAGUUGGGAAGCGCCAUGAGGAUUGAUGGAGCCAACUACACGUACAUGCUGAAUACAACAACAAAGUUCGUGGCUCUGCUCGCGGGGACCGUGACCAUUAUUGAUGCUGUUGCAACGGGUAUUGUCUCUGCAGCAACAGCGGCGUCCUAUAUUGGCGGAGAAGCCCGACUUCCCUUCCCGGAAUUUGUCCUGGCCAUCAUCCUCCUCGCAGCCUUCACAGGACUCUUUCUGAUGGGCGUCAAAGAGAGCAGCGGUGUGACUUUGACCAUCUGCACGUUUCAUUGCCUGACCAUGCUCGUCCUCGCUAUCGCCGCGAUCAUCCAUUGGGCACAGGUGGGAAAUGCUGUGAUCUCUGAGAAUUGGCACUCCGCGCCUGCAGUUACCGGAAACAUUGCCAAAUCAAUCUUCAAUGGAAUCUGUAUAGGCCUUUUAGGAGUUACGGGGUUCGAAUCCGCACCUGCAUACAUCUCCUCGAUCCGCCCUGAAGCCUACCCUAAGGUCCUGCGCAACCUCGUCAUCGGCGCCAUCAUCGUCAACGUUCCCAUUCUGCUCUUGACGUACGCCGUCUUACCGAGGGAAAGCAUCAUGAGCGGAGCAAACAUCUUGUCCCUAGUCGGAGAGCGUGCAGCAGGUUCUUGGUUGAGGAUUGUCAUCGUUAUCGAUUCCGCUGUCGUACUGUGCGGAGGUGUAUUGACUGGUGCCGUCACUACCUGCAGCUUGGUGGAACGUUUGACACAAGAUCGAGGCUUGCCCGCCUUCUUCCUUCGGGCUCUGCCCAAUGGGUCUUUAUGGGCGGCUUGCGCGCUGUAUCUAGGUCUGACCGUAAUCCUAUAUGCGAGCUCUGGCUUCUCCCUGUCUCAGUCUAGCAACGUCUUUUCAAUGAGCUUUAUGUCGGUCCUUCUCACAUUCGUAGUCGCCGGCCUGAUGUUGAAGAUCAAUCGAGACACGCUCAUGCGAAACAGUCGCACCUCAGCCGGUCUGGUCAUCCUGGCCUUGGCUGUGAUCACAACGACGAUCCUCGGGAAUCUCGUACAAACGCCUAUCAUCCUACUAUUGUGGGGCGUGACCCUAGUGGUGAUAAUGUUGCUCCUGACGGUUUAUCAAAACCAACCUCGGAUCUACCGCUGGGUCUUAUACCUGUACGACAACGCAAGGUUCGCUCGUAAAUGGAACAAGAACGGAGAGCAAUUCUUCGUUCGGCGGAUUAAGGAGCUGAACAAGCACGCCGUUUGUAUCUGGAUCAAAACGGACGAUAUUGCUACAAUGGUGCGAGCGGAGCUCUAUGUCAGACAGAACGAGGCGACUUCACGCCUGGUCUUUAUACAUGCCUACACCUCGGUGAAUGCCAUCCCCUUCGAAUUGGAAGCCAACGCCAAGAUCGUCGACGAGAUUUUCCCCGACAUCACAACGGAUCUCGUACUCGUCAAGAAUCACUCAGCAUUUGGCCCAGAGCUUGUGCAUGCGGUAGCGGAGAAACUGGGCGGGAUGCCUCACGCUCACUUCUUUGGCAAUUUGGACGAUGCUCACUACCCCUUGGACCUUGCAUCUUACCAGGGUGUUAGGAUCUGGGGCGGGUAGACCUCGUCUGUGUUGUGGAAGCGUUUCAUCUCUUAGAUUUAGAUAAUGUACCCCUUGCCUUAUACCCCGCCCGGAGAUGCAUAUUUUGUCAGCACACC